AGAAGCAAACACUGCGAUCAUCCGAAGCAAUCUCAAUCUCACCUGUCCAUAUCGCGCACGAAUUCGUAAAGUGCAAGCUAGAAACAUGUGUCACAUGUCGUGCUGAUCGUUCGAUCCACCACGGUGCGAGCGGUGAGUGUCGUGACGAAGCAAAGGCAGAGGCAGCAGCGGGAAACGGCGCCCCCCCGUGUGUCGAUCGGCUGUCUCGCCGAACAGGGCAAAUACGCCAACAAAAAACGGCCUCGUUUUCCCUUGCUCGCACGCACCGUGUCGCUCCCAGGCGACAAGCCGUGGCGCGACUCGCCGCCCCCCUGCGCCCCCUCGCCCCCGCGCGUCGCUUUCACGUCGCACCUCUAAAUACCACCACCCCGGACUCGGCGGCGAGCCCCCGCGCCAAGAACGAAAGGCGAGAGUGAGAGAGAUGGUGGAGAUCCCGGCGAUCGACCUGCGGCUGGCCGGCGGCGGCGGCGGCGCGGAGGAGACGGCGAGGCUGCGCGACGCGUGCGCGCGGCUGGGCUGCUUCCGGGUGUCGGGGCACGGCGUGCCGCCGGGGCUCCAGGCCGAGAUGAAGGCCGCGGUGCGCGCGCUCUUCGACCUCCCCGACGACGCCAAGCGCCGCAACGCCGACAUCAUCCCGGGCAGCGGCUACGUCCCGCCCGGCACAGCCAACCCGCUCUACGAGGCCUUCGGCCUCUGCGACGCCGCCGCCCCCGCCGACGUCGACGCCUUCUGCGCCCGCCUCGACGCGCCGCCCCACGUCAGGGAGACCGUGAAGGCGUACGCCGAGAGGAUGCACUCGCUGAUCGUGGACGUCGCCGGCAAGGUCGCCGCGAGCCUGGGGCUGCACGGCGCCUCGUUCCAGGACUGGCCGUGCCAGUUCCGCAUGAACAGGUACAACUACACGCAGGACUCCGUGGGCUCCCCCGGCGUGCAGGUCCACACGGACUCCGGCUUCCUCACCGUGCUCCAGGAGGACGAGUGCGUUGGCGGGCUCGAGGUGCUCGACCCCGCCGCCGGCGAGUUCGUCCCCGUCGACCCCCUCCCCGGCUCGUUCGUCGUCAACGUCGGCGACGUCGGCCAGGCGUGGAGCAACGGGAGGCUGCACAACGUGAAGCACAGGGUGCAGUGCGUGGCGGCGGUGCCGCGCGUGUCGAUCGCCAUGUUCCUGCUGGCGCCCAAGGACGACACGGUGAGCGCGCCGGGGGAGCUGGUGGACGGCGAGCACCCGCGCCGGUACAGGGAGUUCAAGUACGACGACUACCGGAGGCUCCGGCUGUCCACCGGCGAGCGCGCCGGCGAGGCGCUCGCGCGUCUGGCGGCCUGACACCUGGCCACGGUCCAUUGUCGCGACCGUUUAUUACGCGGAGUGCUCACUGCUGACUAGAAUGUCCAUUAGGCCUCCCUGUAUGGCCGUGUCGAUUCUGAACAAUAAAAUCUUCGACGUACGACAGUGAAAAAAAUUUGUAAAGGAUGCUGAGGGGAUGGGAAUUUUAGGGGUUAAUAAGUCUUUUGUUUGGCUGGAGGAGAUGAUGAGUUGUAGGAAUAACUGGAAGGUGGAGUUUGUGAGUAAAUUCCCACCUUUUUAAUAUAGAGGACUAUAAUUGGGAGGAAAGUCCCUUUCUGAGCUCUCUAAUUUUAGUUA
Oryza sativa Japonica Group (Japanese rice) is the source of this 1642-nucleotide messenger RNA. NCBI's taxonomy places the organism in Eukaryota, Viridiplantae, Streptophyta, Magnoliopsida, Poales, Poaceae. The record is from RefSeq and is a predicted model, not a curated record.